UCAAGAAUUGAGAGUGGUUCAAAAUGAUAAUUGAAACGGACAAAGGUCGUUAAACCUAAAAAAACGAAAACAAAACAAUAUCUUUGAAUUCAAAGCGAAUUGAUAAUAAUUGAAAGUGGUGACUUGUGUACUCGCGUGUGAACGUGAAGUCAAAAGUGUUUGCAUUAAUUCAAAAUUCCACUAAAAAAAAAAAUGAAUAGGGAAUUUUGAAUUUGAAAGAAUGUUAGACAUGUCAAGUUGACAACUACUGCCCACAAAAUAACAAAAAAAAAAAGAAGUGAUCUUGAAUUUGGGCUAAUAAAGUGUAAAGUGUCAAAGCAAACGAUGUUAUUUUUAAAUUAAAAACAAUUAUUAGCAAACUAAUUCCAAAACAAUAAAAUACUGGACGCGAAUGAUUUGUAACUAACGAAAAAAUGACUGUCGACUUUAUAGAUUACUUUUGGGGAGAGAAAAAUCUCGGUUUCGAUGUAUUAUAUCAUAACAUGAAAUAUGGAUUGGUGGCGAGCAAAGAAUUGGCGGAUUAUUUUCGAGAAAGAUCAAACAUAGAAGAGUUAAAUUCAAAACAAAUGACGAAAUUGGCAAAACAAGCAGGAAGUAGUUGUAAUCAAGGUACAUUUGCACCUGUUUGGCAAGUUUUAAAAGCAUCGUCUGAACGUUUAGCUACAUUACAUAUGCAGAUGUUUCAAAAAGUCUCCGAACUUGUUAAAGAUGUCUCCAAAUAUGCAGAUGAUUUACAGAAAAAAUAUAAAGUUGUCAAAGAAAAUGAAUCAAGUACUCUUGAAGUGGUACAAUCGAUACAAUCCACAACACUAAUAUUACAAAAAGCAAAAGAUUUGUAUGUACAAAAAAGUUUAGAACUAGAACGAUUACGUCGUGAAAAUGGCUCUGCAAAAGAUAUUGAAAAGGCUGAAUCGAAAUUAAAAAAAUGUCAUGACGAUUACAAAGCUUUAGUGGAUAAAUAUUUAACGGUCAAAACAGAAUUUGAACAAAAAAUGACGUUAACAUGUAGGCAUUUUCAAGAUAUUGAAGAAGCACACUUAAAACAGAUGAAAGAUUUUUUAAAUUCGUAUUCAGAAGUUAUGCAGUCAAAUCAUGAUUUGGUUGGACAGGUUCAUAGUGAUUUUAAACGGCAGUGCCUAGAGUUAUCUGUAAAUAAAUUAUUAGAGCAGUUUGUGUUAAAUAAGUACACGGGAUUAGAGAAACCAAACAUGGUUGAAGCAGACGAUCUAAAUUUGUUACAAACAACAUCAACGAUAUCAGAAUCAAGUGCUGAUACCGAGAGUAAAGAUGUUGUGUCUGGUAGUGGGGGUGAAGCUAUCAGUCAAUCAAACGCAGCAACGGCCGCACCAGCCCCAGUAAAAACAACAAAGCGUGAAGGUAAACAGACAAGUGAACACGCAAGUCAACACACAAGUCACAGUGUGUCACAAUCAAUGAACAUGAACAACAGUAACAGUGAAAGUGACCCUACAUCAGUGGCACAUGAAACUGUGCAUGCUAACAAGCCGUCCGCGUCCCGCCGUACCACAUCCCUUUUCAAUAUCUUCAUAUCUAAUUCGCAGGGCGGUAGAGAGUGUUCCUCAGUGCCUUCGAGCCCUUCCGCCACUAAAGAUAGUGUGUCAGAUACCUCAACAUUGUCUAAGUCGCUGCGAAGAUCUAAGUGGUUUUUACGCUCCCGGCGUGAUAAAGCGAAAUUCAAAAAAGUGAAAAAGAAGCUGAGUGAAAAUCCAACGGGAAAAGAGGAAUCGACGGAAGUAAGUAUAGAUAAAGAUGAAAAUACAAAAGGACCAGAGGCUAGUAGCGAUUCAAAAACUCCAGAAAAGGAUGAAGAAGGAUUUUGUGCUCAACCUAAUGUUACAGAACUUUGGCAACCAAACAAAGAAAGUUUUUAUUCCAGUUCUGAUUCGGAUACAGAUGACGAAAGGGAGCGUAAAAUUCAUGUGGAAAUCAAACCGUUAAGCAAUGGGAAUGCUCCAAUUUCAGCCAGUGUUGAUGAAUUACGAGCGACCGUUGAAACUCUGUCUCUUUCAGUUGGAACAACAGGUAAAGGUGGUUCAAGCGUUGACAUUCAUGAUAUUAGUAUGAAACGUUCGCAAUCAGUUUCACAACAAUUAUGCGUUGUUAAAAAUAAUGAUCUGUUAGGUUUAAACUUAUUCCAAAGUCCAGCUGCGUCGAAUGCAUCAACACCGACCAGUGGUCAUCCAUAUGCACCGUUACAGAGUCCACCCAUACUACAAAGUCCAACUCAACCGUCAACGACCAGUCAAUCAGUCAACAGUCCAACAUUAUCCAGUAAUUCACGGUAUGCUGAUUUAGGGGAUUUAUUCAAUGAGGUUGGUGAAAUGCAACCGUCUGCAACUUUAACAAAAGUAUCGUCACGGCAGACACCUACUCCAACUAGUUCUAUUGCGUUGCCACGACCUCCAUCUAGAAGAUCUGAUGGUGUAUCACCACGCGGACAUAUGAGUCCGAACUCGAUGUGUCGCGCAGAAAGUGUUGGAAGUUUAGAAUUCCGAGCGGCUGGUGUAUCUGUAGGUGCAUCCAGAGGACCGUCACCAUUAACAAUUGGCAUGACUGACACAAUUCCUAUAGCUGUUGCGUUUCAUGAAAUUGUACAUUCGUAUUUUCGUGGUGCUAAUGAAACAAUGUGUCAAGUUAAAAUGUCUGGUGAUAUGAUGUUAUCAUUUCCAGCUGGUAUUGUGGCAGUUUUAGCAAAUAAUCCGAGCCCAGCAAAAUUAGUUUUUAAAUUGCGAAAUGUAAAUCGUUUAGAUAGUAUUGUUCCAAAUAAACAAUUAGUUACUAUAGAUACAACUCAAAGUACAUCAGAAAUAAUGGUUCUAGAUUUUAUAAUGCCUGCAUUAAACGGACUAUUAAAAAGACAAGCCGAACAAAAUUCAACGGCCUCAUAUUUUAAUGUAGAUAUUGUUAAAUACCAGGUAAAAGCUAAGCAAGGAGCACAAUCGUGUCCAUUUCAAUUAGUCGCGUAUUGGAAAUGUGAAAAAGCACAUACCGAUUUAAAAAUUGAUUAUAAAUAUAAUUCACAUGCGAUGAGUACGCCAUCUCCAUUACUCAACGUGAAGGUUGCAGUACCAAUUGAUGACGCUGUUAAAAAUAUGCAAUCAAAACCCGUUGGACAAUGGCUCGCAGAUUCUACAACUCCAACGAAUCGAUGUGUUCAAUGGAAUUUCACAGAAUUAUCGCAACAUUCAGAAAAUAAUGGUGUAGGUUCAAUUCGAGCACGAUUUGAAUUGGAGAAAGGACCUAGUGCCCAAUCAACAAUAUCAGCACAAUUUAAUUGUGAAGGUACUACAUUAUCGGGUGUAGAAUUCGAAUUAAUUGGACCUGGUUAUCGAGUUUCGUUAGUUAAACGACGCUUUGUUUCUGGAAAAUAUAUUUGUGAUGGUGAAACAAAUGAUUCAAUUCCUAAACCACCACGAAGCAUUUCCGGUGGAAGUGGUGACACGUGAUUUUUUUAUACCAAUAUACCCAUUUAGCAACUUUUUAUUUACCAUUUUUACCAACAUAAUGCGCCUUAAAAAGAAAAACAACUAUAAACCACCUAUCCACACUAAAUGUUUUAAAAUUCUGAAAGGAAUCUCUCAAAACGUGUCUUGGAACCAAAAAAAAUUUUUUUUUUUUAAUAUUUCGUUCAAAAUUUUAUUGAUUUUUUUAAAAAUUUAUUUUUUAUCAAUUUUUAUCCAUGCAAGAAACGCAUUUUCAUACUUCAUUACGUCAUACAAGAUGCUCCGUAAUUAUCGUAUUCGAAAAGCGCAUUAAUUUAGCGAAUAAAAUUCGUUAAAAGAAAGUUUCUUUACAGUUUUUGGAUCCGUUGCACCUACCAUUGACGAGACGUCGUUUUAUCCGUGUUUUCAGGAAAAACUGAAACAUAAACUGAGAAAUAUGACUCUUCCUGACAUCUAUUGACGAGUAGUAAUACUACG
Chrysoperla carnea is the source of this 3941-nucleotide messenger RNA. Its product is annotated as F-BAR domain only protein 2. The transcript is spliced from 18 exons. The record is from RefSeq and is a predicted model, not a curated record. Gene Ontology annotation, biological process: clathrin-dependent endocytosis; clathrin coat assembly. The coding region runs from base 414 to 3467 and encodes 1017 amino acids. Gene Ontology annotation, cellular component: clathrin-coated vesicle; plasma membrane; clathrin-coated pit. NCBI's taxonomy places the organism in Eukaryota, Metazoa, Arthropoda, Insecta, Neuroptera, Chrysopidae.